CGGCUCCUUGCGCCGGCCCUAGUCCUGUCCCCUCCUCGGCCUCGACUCCCGGAGGUCUCCUCGCGAGCUCACCCGCCGCCCGCCGCUCGCCCCCCGCGCCGAUCUCCAUCUGCGAGCAGCGGCCCGCGCCGAUCUCCAUCUGCGAGCUCCAUCUGCGAGCAGCGGCCCGCGCCGAUCUCCAUCUGCGAGCAGCGGCCCACGCCGGCGUCCUGCUGCUUCCGCCGCCGGUCCGCCCCUGCUGUGGUGUGCCGCAGUCCGGGAGGAUGGCGGAGCCGUCCAAGGUGAUCCACAUCCGUAACGUCGGGCACGAAAUCGCUGAGGCUGAUCUACUGCAGCUAUUGCAGCCGUUCGGCAAUGUCGCCAAGAUCGUCAUGCUGCGUGCCAAGAAUCAGGCACUUCUCCAAAUGCAGGACUUGCACAAUUCCGUGAGUGCGCUGCAGUACUACAGUGCUGUUCAACCUAGUGUAAGGGGAAGGAAUGUGUACAUGCAAUUUUCAUCCCACCAAGAACUUACCACUGACCAAAGCUCUCAUGGACGGAAUUCAGAUCAGGAGUCAGAACCCAACCGAAUCCUCUUAGUUACUAUUCACCACAUGAUGUAUCCUAUAACUGUGGAGGUUCUGCACCAAGUUUUCAAAGCUUAUGGAUAUGUGGAGAAGAUUGUCACGUUUCAGAAGUCAGCUGGUUUUCAAGCCCUUAUCCAGUAUCAAUCACUCCAAGAAGCUGUGGAGGCAUUUGGUGCUUUGCAUGGAAGGAACAUAUAUGAUGGUUGCUGCCAGCUGGAUAUUCAAUAUUCAAAUCUUAGCGAACUGCAAGUCCACUACAACAAUGAUCGUUCUAGGGAUUUCACAAACCCAUCAUUGCCUACCGAACAGCGUCCAAGGGGCUCUCAGCAGCAAGGCUAUCCAGAUCCAGGUGGUCUUUAUGCCUUCCAACAACCAGGAGCUUCAUAUGCACAGAUGGGAAGAGCUGCAAUGAUCGCAGCUGCAUUUGGUGGAACUUUACCCCCUGGGGUAACUGGUACAAAUGAACGUUGCACACUAAUAGUCAGUAAUUUGAACACUGAUAAAAUAAAUGAAGACAAGCUUUUCAAUCUGUUCUCUCUGUAUGGGAACAUAGUCCGAAUCAAAAUACUGCGCAACAAACCAGAUCAUGCCCUUGUUGAAAUGGCUGAUGGGUUUCAGGCUGAGCUAGCUGUGCAUUAUCUAAAGGGGUCAGUGUUAUUUGCAAAGAAGCUCGAGGUUAACUACUCGAAGUACCCCAAUAUAACAUCCGCUCCUGAUGCACAUGACUACACAACUUCUAGUCUUAACAGGUUCAAUAGCAAUGUAAUCAAGAACUACCGACAUUGCUGUGCUCCAACAAAAAUGAUCCACAUUUCAGCCCUUCCACAAGAGAUCUCUGAGGACACAAUUCUCAACCAUGUUUCUGAACAUGGUUCUGUUGUAAACACAAAGCUAUUUGAGGUAAAUGGCAAGAGACAGGCACUCAUCCAAUUUGAGAGCGAAGAGGAGGCGACUGAAGCCCUUGUAUCAAAACAUGCCACCUCGCUGGAGGGUAACACAAUCAGGAUCUCAUUCUCCCAGAUGCAGAGCAUAUAGAAACUCAAUCCUGGGGAACUAUUCAGCUAAUCGGACAUGACGAGUAGCAACCUUUAUUUAGGAAAGCAUUGAACUUUAGAUGUGAAUUCUGUGCCGUGUUCUUCCUGUAGGCCGAUGCUGUCUUUGCUGUACCAUGCCGUGAGUCUGUGAGUGAACAAUCUUGACGUUGGGGCCUUUUGCUGCGCCAAAUGGUUUUAAGCUUCUUUUCUUUCCCUUGUUGGUUUUAGGUAUCCAAAGGAUUGUGUCUGGAUAUUGUGGCUGUUCUAAGCGAAAGAGUUCUGCCCUACCGUGAAC
This is a messenger RNA of Oryza brachyantha (malo sina), 1895 nucleotides long. Its product is annotated as polypyrimidine tract-binding protein homolog 3-like. The record is from RefSeq and is a predicted model, not a curated record. Gene Ontology annotation, molecular function: mRNA binding. Gene Ontology annotation, cellular component: nucleus. Gene Ontology annotation, biological process: mRNA processing; regulation of RNA splicing. The coding region runs from base 264 to 1601 and encodes 445 amino acids. Lineage: Eukaryota; Viridiplantae; Streptophyta; Magnoliopsida; Poales; Poaceae. The transcript is spliced from 15 exons.